Molecule: messenger RNA, 3571 nt
Organism: Drosophila eugracilis
Lineage: Eukaryota; Metazoa; Arthropoda; Insecta; Diptera; Drosophilidae
Gene: scalloped
Product: protein scalloped
Exons: 11
Coding region: 1531-3552 (673 amino acids)
Biological process (GO): regulation of transcription by RNA polymerase II; hippo signaling; embryonic organ development
Cellular component (GO): transcription regulator complex
Molecular function (GO): RNA polymerase II cis-regulatory region sequence-specific DNA binding; DNA-binding transcription factor activity, RNA polymerase II-specific
Source: RefSeq, a predicted model, not a curated record
CGCGAUUUGCAAUUUUUUUUUGAUUUUGUUCUGUUUUAAUGCGUUUUGUGUUUAUUGUAUAUCAUCUAUAUGGAAAGAUUUUUAGAAAAAAUUUUGUUUAAAUAUGUGGCCACUUUUUUGAUUCACCUUCUUCUCUCUCUUCGUUUCUCUCUCUGAUUUUUCUGUUUUAUCUUUUUCUUAUACGUAUCUUAUAAACAGUAGGCGUGUGUGGGGCAUCGUAAGAUAUAGAUAUGUAGAUUUUUUUUAAGAAAAUUAUCCUAUGGGUCUAGGUGACCACAAAAAAAAAAACAAAUAAAAUAAAUAAAUCAGGCAUUUGAAAAAGAAUUUCAUAAAAAUAUAUAGAUAUCUAAAUACAGAUGUACUCAUGUGCGUAUACUUUUGCACACUUACAGCUGCUUAAAUAUACAUAUAUAUGUAUCUAUAUCUAUAUAUUUGUAUGUGUACACACAAUUAGAACUGCACUUGUGCAGAAAAACAGACUAUUUGCUUAAGCAGAUGAAAAAAUACAUAUGGACAUCAUCAUCAUCACCAUCAUCAUCAUAAUCGGCAAUCGUCAUCGCCUAAAAGCCCCAUCUCAAUUACGAGCUUCUUCAUUAACUAACAUUCGGAAAUGUAGAAAAAAGCAACAGACCCACCAGACCAGGCCAGGCCAGGCCAGACCCGAACCAAACCUAUCUAAUAGUUAGCCCAGCUCUCUGGUGGCCAUUCUUCUUUCUUCAUCUUAUUGCCGCAGCUGCGCCUUAUUUCCACUGAAAGGCUUACUGACACAUUCUCACUUUCACAACGACUACGAUAUUGUACAAAGCUGUUCAUGCUCUUACUACUAAAAUACACUGUUAUAUAUAUAUAUAUGUCUAUAGAGAGAGGAAAAGAGAACAGUACAGAGAGAGAGAGAGAGAGAGAUGAAGAGUGAGAGAGAGUGGGAGUGUUUGAGCAAAUGAGAAUGAGAAGAGAGACGACAAGUAAAGUGAUGUUGCCUGAAAAAGAUCUUUCUCACUUCCUCAACUCAAGAACUCCGAUUCAUGAAUUAUUGCAGAUGUAAGUAAGUAUUGUGAAUAUGCAUGUGUGUAUACACGUAGAAUCGAAAUUUGAUUCGAUACGAGUCGAGAAAAAGUAAAGUAGUGCAAAAACAAGUAUUGAAUAAGCCACAUAAUCCAAAGCGAAAGGGUUUUAACAGUCCCAGACGCUGCUACUCUAUAACUAAAUAUAUACUAAAAUACAAAAAAAAAAAAAAAUAAAUGAAAACCGCUCCAUCGUGUUAUCACAGACAUAGAUAAUAACACACCCAAUAUAAAGUCUGAAAAAACAGUUACUGUUACAAGCGAAUAAAUAAUAAUAAGAGUGCCUUUGACCAGCCGAGACGACGACGACGGUUGAUGUUGGUGUUUGGUUUGGUUUGCUGGUGACAUCAGAGUCUAAAUCUAGCGCGAAUAGAUUUUAAUUCCGUGAAAUAGUACUCUCGUACUCGCACUUGUGAACUAAACAAAAAAAAAAAAAAAACACAAAAACAACCCAAGAAAAACUGGCUGCAUGAAAAACAUUACUAGCUCGAGCACUUGCAGCACUGGGCUGCUGCAACUGCAGAACAACCUGAGCUGCACCGAGUUGGAAGUUGCCGAGAAGACAGAACAACAGGCAGUUGGACCCGGCACCAUACCAUCACCGUGGACACCAGUGAAUGCCGGUCCUCCAGGUGCCCUUGGAUCGGCAGACACAAAUGGCAGCAUGGUGGAUAGCAAAAACCUGGAUGUUGGUGAUAUGAGCGAUGACGAAAAGGACUUGUCCUCCGCUGAUGCCGAAGGUGUAUGGAGCCCAGAUAUCGAACAGAGUUUUCAGGAGGCUUUAUCUAUAUAUCCGCCGUGCGGACGUAGAAAAAUCAUUUUAUCCGACGAGGGUAAAAUGUACGGUCGCAACGAACUAAUCGCACGAUAUAUUAAACUGCGCACAGGCAAGACGAGAACCAGGAAGCAGGUCAGCUCGCACAUCCAAGUUUUGGCUAGGCGAAAACUCCGCGAGAUCCAGGCGAAAAUCAAAGUGGAAACCAAUGGUGUGUCUUUGCAUUUAUUAAAUGAGAAAGAACAAACGUUGCAGGUCAUGAGCACAAUGACCAGUUCGCAAAUCGUGUCCGCCCAAGCGGCCAACAAUCUGGCAUUGGCUGCCUCGGCAUUAUCGGCAGGUGGUGGUGGCGGCCACCACACGAGGCAUCUCAACUUUCCUCCCCCCCAUAGACAUUCGUCGGCGGCGGCGGCGGCAGCAGCAGCUGCUGCAGCAGCCGGCGCAGCAGCAGCAGCAGCGGCAGCUAUAGGCAAUGUUCCUUCAUCCGCGUUGGUCCCCGGACCGCCGCCGCCGCUGCCACCGACGCCGGUUAUACCGUCGUCUUCGUCGUCGUCAUCACCUCGACAACAGCAACAACAACACCACUACCACCACCACCUCCCAGCCCACCACCACCACCACCACCAUUCCCAUCCCAAUUUGACGCACCUACCGCAUAGUCAUAUGCAUACACACCAUCACCAACAUGCGGCAGCCGUUGCAGCAGUAUAUCAUCUACAGCAGCAGCAGCAACAGCAACAGCAGCAACUGCAGCAGCAGCAACAGCAGCAGCAGCAGCGGCCAAACAAUACGGACAACGAUCCAGUGGUUCAGGGAGAUACUGGCGGUACUACGGUGUCAGCAGCAGCAGCACCUGCACCGCCAGCACCACCACCACCUCCUCCGCCGCUGCACCACCCGCCGUUGUAUUCUGGCCAAUUCUGGCAGCCUGGACUACAGCCAAGCACGUCCCAAGACAUCAAGCCCUUCCCCCAGCCGCCGUAUCCCGCUGGCAAAACAUCGACGGCGGUAUCCGGGGACGAAACUGGAAUUCCGCCCUCGCAAUUGCCCUGGGAAGGACGAGCCAUUGCCACGCACAAAUUCCGCCUACUCGAGUUUACGGCGUUCAUGGAAAUCCAGAGAGAUGAUAUGUAUAACCGUCACCUUUUCGUUCAACUUGGCGGUAAGCCAUCGUUUUCCGAUCCAUUACUUGAGACCGUUGAUAUUCGACAAAUAUUCGACAAGUUUCCGGAAAAGUCUGGGGGGCUUAAAGAUCUCUACGAAAAGGGUCCACAGAAUGCGUUUUACCUGGUUAAAUGCUGGGCAGACCUUAAUACCGACUUAACAACCGGCAGCGAAACGGGUGAUUUCUAUGGCGUAACCAGCCAAUAUGAAAGCAACGAGAAUGUCGUGCUCGUGUGCUCCACAAUCGUUUGUUCUUUUGGCAAGCAGGUGGUGGAGAAGGUGGAAAGCGAGUACUCCCGGCUGGAGAACAAUCGCUAUGUCUAUCGCAUUCAACGCUCUCCAAUGUGCGAGUAUAUGAUCAAUUUCAUUCAAAAGCUGAAGAACCUACCGGAACGCUACAUGAUGAACAGUGUCCUGGAAAACUUUACAAUAUUGCAAGUAAUGAGAGCCCGCGAGACGCAGGAGACACUAUUGUGCAUAGCCUAUGUGUUUGAGGUAGCGGCCCAGAACAGCGGCACCACCCACCACAUAUACCGUCUAAUUAAGGAAUAGCAAAAGCUGCAUGGAGCAG